GGCUUACGUACGAUUGCUCGAAUACUCGUCGUCCGUCGUGACUCUGCCGGUGAUCUACUUGGACGCCGCUCAGGUGACGCGCGAUGCCGCCGUUGGAAACGCUGAUGGAAACGUUCUCGAUGACGCAGACGUUGCUGAAGACGCAUAUGCUGCCGAUGAUCUAUGCUGGCAACAACAUCACUCGGCUGGUGAUGAAACAUACAACAUCGCCCGCGCGGAAAAAACGAUUUUAUUGAAAGAUGAGGAAAAUUUAGUAAAAUCGUUCUUUCCGUGUGUGCCGGUGACGAAGACGCUGCCGCCGAUGAAGAUCUAUCAGUUUAUUCCAAGCAAGACGCUGAACGAGUUCAACUCCAAGCUCGACGAAACCGGCAACAAGCUCGACUUUGGCGACGACGAUCGCGACGAGAACAUGCUCAAGAGGGUGGUGGUGCCCAACAACGAUCCCGACCUGGACAUCUUCAAGUCAGCGUCGCCGUCCAAGGUGAAGAACGACGUUCACGACCAGCAGCAACGCCGAGCCUCAGCUCACUCCGAAGCAGGCCAACAAUUGGCUCUGCUGAAAUACUUCAAUCAACUACCCCAGGUUAUCACGACCUCCAGACCAGUCGGUAGUCACCUUGUAGACGCUAUACGAUUCGCACGUGAUUCCCGUGGUGAACGCGGGAAAUAUCAUCUAUUCCACGCUGACCAGGCCAGUCGGCACUGUACCUAAGAUGUCCUACGAGUACGGCACGUCCACCCUGAGCCCGAUGCUGCAGCCGCAAGUGCCGCAGCUGUUCCCGCAGCAGUCUCAAUUCACGAUGACGAGUGCGCCCCUGGUCACCCAGACUUUCGUCACCGUAUCCGACUCGCGGGUGCUAAAGCUCAUCUUCGGCGCCAAAACGGCCUACACCACCUUCUUCUCCACAAGAGUCAUGCCUACUGAACUCACUACCUAUAUCACCAACAUGGUGCCGGUGCAGCCGACCAGUACCAGCGUAUCCCUGUUUCUAUCCAGCGCCGAUGUCCUAUCCCCCCUUUCCCUUUGUCGGUUAGAUCUCGAUCCGACCUUUGUAUCCAUCAAGCCUUUCGCGGUCCAUUUCAAUUGCGGUCAAUCGCCAAGAAGACGUAUACGUCGUAUAUCAGAUCGUAAGCCGUAAAUUGUAAGAAUUGACCAAUCACAGUUGAACGUAAGAAAAAUAUUUGUUCCCUUUCGAACAAAAUAUUAGAUUUAUUAAUUUUUAUAAUUAUUUAAAGGGAAAAAACAUAAUUCUUUUUACAAUGAACUUCUACGAACGCUACGAUCCUAAACAAUUUUAUUAAUUUCGUGAAUAUUUUCUGCUAAUUCUUCCGAUAAAAGUACAUUAUAUUUCGCACAUCCAUUUGGUAUUAAUUGCCGUAGCAAUAAUCAGACAUUUAAUAAAUAAUAAUUGUAAAUUUAACAUUAUACUUAUCUAAAAUUUCUAAUAAAAAAUGUAUUAAAUGUAAAGAAUUCAUUUUUUAAUAUAAGUUUUAAUCAAUUUAUUCAUCAAAAUAAAAAAUAAGAAUCGACGUUAGCACUGCAAAUUUACAAUGUUUUUCAACAGACAACAGUUCUCCGAUAGGCGCGUCUGGGAAGUAUGCCUGUCGGCGCUAUAUCGCGUCAUUCUAUUCUUAUCUUACAUCUAAUGAAUGUUAAAGAUAAAACGUGAUAGCGCUGACGGCGUGCUCCCCAAACACGCCUUAUAUAUAAUUGCAAUUAUGUAAUAAAUGAGUCAAUAUAUGUUACUACAUAAUUAAAAUAGAACAUAAAGAGCGGUCUAACAUUGCAUGUUAGGCGAAAAAAACUGCAAAUUUACAGCAUUCCCUAGUAAAAAAUAACUUAGUGCAGUAAAAACACUACUGAAAUGUAGUAAUGUCACUUGAAUGUUCAACGGCGUCUACAAUGGGCAAUGGUAGUAAUAGAUUAAGAAGUAACACGUCGGAGUAAGCUGGUUUUUCGACGUAAUAGGGCGCAGAAUAAGUCCCUAAGCGAAAUAGUUGAAAUUCAUUUCCUACGGCUACUUUUUUGCUCUCAGCCAAUGAGAGCUCAGCAAUAACACGAAACGCGCGCAAUAAAAACCGAUGCAAUUUUCACAUUGGUUUAUUAUAACCUUUACUUAUAUGUCGUUGUAGAUACUCGGACAUAAGGAGACUUUAAUCCUACAGUUAAUUUAUUCCUAAUAAAGGGCAGUCUACAAUACGUCGUUUAUCAGAUCGUAAGCCAUAAAAAGCCGUAAGAAUUGACUAAUCACUGUUGAACGUAAGAAAAAUAUUCGACUACGAUUGGUCAAUUCUUAGUUAGUAUGAUAUGAGUGACUAACGACUUAUUGUAGAAAGCCCCUAACCCCCGCCUACUCUUUAAUUCAUUAUUGCUACUGCCCAUUGUAGACGACGCUUUCCACUUCACAAUUGUCGUCCGAUACAAACUGCUUUCACUUUUUUUGUACACUCUAUUUUUUUUACUUG
This is a messenger RNA of Wasmannia auropunctata (little fire ant), 2466 nucleotides long. RefSeq lists its product as uncharacterized. The record is from RefSeq and is a predicted model, not a curated record. Bases 302 to 712 code for a protein of 136 amino acids. The transcript has 3 exons. NCBI's taxonomy places the organism in Eukaryota, Metazoa, Arthropoda, Insecta, Hymenoptera, Formicidae.